AUGGCCUCCCAAACCCUCCUCCACCCUCUCCGGAGGCGCCUCCCCAGAAUAAUCACAAGACCAUCACCCUUCCCAACCACAACCACAGCACCGCCACAAACCCGCCUCUUCUCAAACACAUCUACCCUCCGCGCCAAAGUCGUACACCCAGACAUCGACAGGUACAUCCGCUACAGCCUCCGCGACGGUCCCCCGCGCACAUCGCGACCGAAACCGCUCUUCUCCCUCCCGCAUCAAUGUCCGUGGCCGAAAAUCAUACCAAUGACAGCCGCAUCCUCGAGCUUCGCAUCAGCAUUCCAACCCACACCGUCACAGCGGAGAGCGUCCUCCUCGUCAUCGAUAACGUCGUCUCUCGACGCCAAAAAGCUCAAAGACGAGGAAGAUAGGAAGGAGCUCUCCCGACGGUCGCGACGAUUCGAAUCUCAAUUAGACGCCCUUGGCAUUCUCCGGGAGGAUUUGAUAGACAGAGCGAGUCACGUCUACCGAGAACAUCAUCGGCUCUUGUCUCACGUGAAUGCCCUGAACGUCAUCACGGAGCGUAUGGUCAGCAGAGGCAAGAUUCUCUCCGAACUGGAGAGAAGGUCUGCGGCCGGCGAGACCAUAUUCACUGAUGAUUGCGAAUACGACGGCGCCGGAGGAAGCACCAGGGAUAGCAACAGGAGCAGCGCCGGGAGCGGCACCGGGGACGGCAUCGAGGCGUAUCUCUCCGACACUGACUUGGCGAUGUGCGGGGUCUUCUUCUAUCUCCUUUUCUGGGGUUUAUGCGCAGCAUGUAUCGCCAAAAUGUCGAGUGAAAGUCCAGAGACUCGGGAGUUGAAAAAAGUGACGGCGUCGGAUAGCAGCCUACCUCGCGACGCCGCAGAAGUAAAGUCAAAGGGUGGCGACGAGGAGGUCCAAGAGCUGCAAUAUCUCGCGAAGCCGUAG
This is a messenger RNA of Colletotrichum lupini, 924 nucleotides long. RefSeq lists its product as uncharacterized. Lineage: Eukaryota; Fungi; Ascomycota; Sordariomycetes; Glomerellales; Glomerellaceae. The transcript has a single exon. Bases 1 to 924 code for a protein of 307 amino acids. The record is from RefSeq and is a predicted model, not a curated record.